ACAAGACUACAUACUUUCAUAAAAGAAACUACUCACAAGGUUGCUGAAAACUCUCCGACAUCCCGCGACCGGUUUCACCCUUCUUGGGGCUCAUCAGGCAGGCGCAGCCCCCGAGUUUCCGUCAACCUUAUGUUCUACUUGAAUCCAAAUUGCACUGUUUUCGAGAAAUACACUAAUAUGCAAAUCAAUUUGUUCAUCCAGCAGCCGCCAACCUUAUGCUUUACUGGGGACAAAAUUGCACGAAAGUCGAUAAAUGUACUAAUAAGCACAUCAAUUUGGUUUUCACGGGAGUCUCAGCCGAAAACCUCGUUUAUGAUAUUUUUUAAA
Opisthorchis viverrini is the source of this 327-nucleotide messenger RNA. RefSeq lists its product as hypothetical. The transcript is spliced from 2 exons. The annotation marks the transcript as partial. The record is from RefSeq and is a predicted model, not a curated record. Lineage: Eukaryota; Metazoa; Platyhelminthes; Trematoda; Opisthorchiida; Opisthorchiidae.